Molecule: messenger RNA, 1131 nt
Organism: Saccharomyces eubayanus
Lineage: Eukaryota; Fungi; Ascomycota; Saccharomycetes; Saccharomycetales; Saccharomycetaceae
Gene: PDS1
Product: securin
Exons: 1
Coding region: 1-1131 (376 amino acids)
Biological process (GO): chromosome organization
Cellular component (GO): cytoplasm; nucleus
Source: RefSeq, a predicted model, not a curated record
AUGCCAGCUAACGAAGACAAGGAAAAUAAUAUUGUAUAUACAGGAAAUGAAAGUUCCAGCACCAGCUUCCCACAGACACCAGCCCACCUGUUGAAAAGGUCCCAUUCCAAUGUGCUAAAGCCACCUGUGAGGCUAGACCAACUGAAAAAAGAUAUUAACAGCAACAAUGGCAAGAACUUAAAGUACAUACAGGGAGGUAAGGAAGUAUCGCCCACGAAAAGAUUGCAUACACAUACACAGCAACAAGGGAGAUUGCCUCUGGCAGCUAAGGACAACAACAGAUCGAAAAGCUUUGUGUUUGCUCUCGACACUGCAAACCAGAAUAAAGAUGCGGAACUUGUACCGCAACAACAGAAUACAUUAUCUACACGCAAGAACGAUCAGCUCAGAAAGCUCUCGCAGAUCUCUCGCAAUCGUAAUAGAGGUAAUUACAACGGCAUGCUGAACAACACAAGAAAGCUACAGAAGUAUGGUUCUGUCCUCGGCUACAAUGCAUUGCCCAAGAUGAAAAGUUUGGUUUUAAAAGAUCUGGCGGAUCCAGGUAAAAACCAAGAGAGUUCUGACGAUGACGACGGUAGUGAGGGAGCUGACAACAAACUCGGCAAGAAGCUCCAGAGCGCCUUUUUCCAACAGCAUUCUUCCGAGGAUGAGCACGAGUUUAGUGGGGGAAUCGGUUUAUUUAAUAAUCAGGGCGGUCUGCAACAGCUCAUAAAGAACACAGCAAAGGGAAAAGAAGGCUCCGCAAAAGAGGACCAUGACGAUUACGAUAUUGAAAUAGCACCUCAAAGACAGGAGCCUUUAUUAUAUGUGCCAGACGGCUAUCCGCCAUUCCAGCAGGAAGAUAUCUUAAAACUGAAAACGUUCAACUCUCCAUACGGGCUUGACCUGGAAUGCGAGAGUAAUAACGCUAACAGCACAGAUAAAGUUGGCCUGCUUUCAUUAGUGGAAAUUAACGAAGAAGUUGAGCAAGACAACACGGCACACACAAUUAGCGAUCAACAAGAGCCUGCUGCGCUAUCGUUAGCGCUCGAGAACGCCGAGGACGAUGAGAACGCUGCAAUUCCCGUUAUAGAGUCUCUAUAUAACGGUGAAGGACUCGAUUCCGAAGAAUUGGAGGACUUACUCACUUAA